Messenger RNA from Ustilago hordei, 201 nucleotides. RefSeq lists its product as uncharacterized. The record is from RefSeq and is a predicted model, not a curated record. NCBI's taxonomy places the organism in Eukaryota, Fungi, Basidiomycota, Ustilaginomycetes, Ustilaginales, Ustilaginaceae. Bases 1 to 201 code for a protein of 66 amino acids. The transcript has a single exon.
AUGCCUUCACAACCCAAUGAUCUGCAUCCCACCAAUGACCCCUCACAUGAGGAACCCUCUGAUGAUCAGGCCGAAAUGAUUCUGGUACCUGCAGAACAUCAAAGAAUCACUGAAUCUGAUUCUGACUCCUCCAAUGACUCUGACAGCAAUGACAGCAAACUAAGUGAACUCCUGCUCGACCUCAUGACAUCAACAAAAUGA